GCAACCUUUCAAAUAAACUGUCACGUGACCAAACAAGACGAAGUCCUUGUCAAUGAGCGAAGGACGGGUUUGCUCUUUGCGGGAAUAUGGCCGAAAAUUGGGCCGACAGUUCCUACGAAGUGGAUUCCUUUAAUUCUAAUGGCGAUAAUGAUGUAUUUGAGGAACGAGAUGAGGUAUCGGAACACAUAAAUCUUCCGCGAAAAGCUAGUGUGCUUAAAAAGGAUGGUCGCGGUUCGAAAAGGUCGCUCUCCAAGUCAGUGUCCUUCUCAUCGCGACCCGAGGACAAAAAAAUUAUCAAUGCUGCCGACUGCCUCACGUUUAUGCAAAAUGGCUGUGAACUGAUGAAAAUUCGUUCGAAUUCUCGACAAUAUCAACGAUUCUUUGCCAUCGAUGAAGAUUUCUCUACACUAAGAUGGAAACCUUCUUCCAAGAAACCUGAAAAGGCGAAAAUUUCUAUGGAUACUGUAAGGGAAAUCCGAAGUGGUAAAAACACAGAGAUAUUCCGUGAGAUGGACCGUGAUGACAUACAGGAGGACUGUGCUUUCUCUAUUAUUUAUGGCGAUAAUUUUGACACCUUAAACCUUGUUGCAUACUCUCCCGAUGAGGCCAAUAUCUGGGUGACUGGCUUGCGAUGUCUAGUGGACUCUGAGAAAGGUACAAGAUCUCAUAGUCUAGUGGAGCAGAGGCAGCAGAUGAGGGAUAGAUGGCUGAAGGAACAGUUUGUCUUGGCGGAUAUGGGUGGCAAGGGUAGGCUGAAUGAGAUAGAGGUUCUAACCGUUCUACGGCAAUUAAAAGUGCAGAUACCAGAAGUCAUUGUCAAACAACGAUUUAAGGAGGCUACAGCUGUGAGCUCAGCACCACAAAAGAAUAGCUUAUCGCGAGAAGAAUUCCUCUCCUUUUACAAAGAACUGACCACUAGACCUGAAAUAUACUUUCUUUUAGCGAGGUACGCAAGUAACAACGAUUACCUGACUACGGAUGACCUAUUGCUUUUCCUGGAGUCCGAGCAGGGGAUUACAAGAGCAGGCAAGCAUUACUGCUUAGAAAUCAUCAGCAGAUGUGAACCAACGGAAGAGGGAAGAAAAAAGAAGUGUCUUGGAAUCGAUGGUUUUACGCAAUAUCUGAUGGAGUCUGAUUGCGAUAUAUUCGACCCGGACCAACAGAAUAUCUGCCAAGACAUGACACAGCCAUUAUCGCAUUACUUCAUCGCAUCGUCCCACAAUACGUAUUUACUAGAUAACCAGCUAAGCGGGCGCUCCAGCAUAGAGGGUUAUAUAGCCGCACUUCAGCAGGGAUGCCGGUGUGUUGAGUUGGACUGCUGGGACGGCCCAUAUGAUGAGCCUAUAAUUUACCACGGCCACACCCUCACCUCCAAGAUCAUGUUUAAAGAAACCGUGGAAGCGAUAGAGGAGCAUGCAUUUGAUGUCAGUCCAUACCCUGUCAUACUCUCGAUAGAGAAUCACUGUUGCGUGAAACAGCAACAAAUUAUGGCUAAAUAUCUCAAGGAAAUAUUAAAAGAUAAACUGUACACCGAGGCGCCUGGUGAGGACGAGACUUUUCUCCCAUCUCCCGAGGCGCUAAAAGGCAGGAUAUUGAUAAAGAAUAAAAAACUCCCGGCGAGUAUAGAUAACGACGAGGAAGCGGGUGAGGUGAGCGAAGAAGACGAGUACGUGGAGGAGAAUGGAGUCAUUAACGGGGACUACAAGUACGACCGACAAAACAGCCGGCAGGGAAGCAUCAAGAGACAAAGCGUGAAGCAUGAUGCGAACAAAAAUCCCCGAAAAACGACGAAACUCGCCCGGGAGCUGUCGGACUUGGUAUCUCUAUGCAAGUCUGUCACGUUUCAAGACUUCCAGUACUCGGCCGAUAAUCAAAAGUUCUGGGAGCUGUGCUCUCUGAAUGAGGCGCUGGCUCGACGUCUCGGUAAUGCAUACCCGGAGGAGUUCGUCAACUACAACAAAAGGUGUCUUAGCCGCAUCUACCCGUCAGGAAAAAGGGUGGGCUCGAGCAACUACAACCCACAAGACAUGUGGAACUGCGGCUGCCAGUUAGUGGCGCUGAAUUACCAGACACCCGGAAUCAUGAUGCACGUGAACUCGGGGAAGUUCCUGGAAAAUGGCGAGUGUGGAUAUGUACUGAAGCCAUCCGUCAUGAGGGACGAGAUCGCAUAUUUCAACCCGAACACCAAAGAUGCCAUUCCAGGAAUCUCCCCGCAGAUCGUGCAAAUAAAGGUUAUUAGUGGCCAACAGUUUCCCAAGCCCAAGGGAUCGACCGCCAAGGGAGACGUCAUUGAUCCGUAUGUAACGAUAGAAGUGUUCGGUAUCCCAUCAGACAUUGCGCAGGAACGAACGCGCACUGUCCCUCACAACGGUUUCAACCCGGUGUUCGACGAGACGUUCGAGUUCCACAUCAACUUGCCCGAGAUCGCGCUGUUCCGAUUCGUCGUACAAGACGAUGACUUUAUCGGUGAUGGUUUCAUCGGCCAGUACACGAUACCGCUUAACUGCAUGCAGCAAGGUUAUCGUCAUCUUCGUUUACUCGCGUUUGAUGGCGACCCUCUGGACUCGGCAACGCUUUUUGUCCAUGUCACCAUUACAAGCAUCAACGAGGCAGGGCAAAGACAAAGAAAACAUUCAUUGCGCAAGUCUAAAAAAGGUCGAGAGUACACCAGCAUGAAAACCGUAGGCGUCAAGGCUGUAGAUGAAACCUUUAAGAACGCAAUUCAACCGCUAAGAGACGGUGCAGACCUAAGGGAAAACCUGCAGACAUCGCUGGCAAACUUCAAGGAAAUCUGUGGUGUUGCGCCACGCUCGAAUCUAAAGCAGUGCAUCCGCCUGCUGUCCUCUCGGUUAGAGCCUGGGCCCGAGGGUACGACGCUGGAGCUGGUCCUAAAAGACGAGCUCUACCCAUAUUUUGAAGCUCUAGGAUGCGUGCCGGAAAUGAUGAAGAAGGCGCUGCUAUCAAUGGAGCAGGUCGUACAGGAUUCCAAAAAUCUCAUUGAAAACGCCGACUCUAUAUAUGAGCGGGUCGUCCAUUGCCAGCAGGCUGGUAUGGAAUGGCACGAGGACCUGUAUAAUACAUGCACGAAAGAUGGACUGAAGGGGAAAAGGUUGAACAAGGCCCUCGAGAGUUUUGCAUGGAACAUCCGGGUUCUUAAAGGUCAAGCUGAGUUGCUAUUGGCGGCGAAACAGGAGUGUCAGGACUACUUACGACAGAUCCACGAGGCGUCCGUCGCGUCGGGUCUCGUUCGCUCCCUCGACUCCAACUUAUGAUCCUGGCCUCCUGUCGUCAUUGUGUUUGGGAAUAAAGACGAUGCGGCAGCACUUUCGGCACUCACCACGUUGUUUGUCGUUACGGAUGAUGACGUCACGCUAUACCCAGGAUUGAGUGCUGUCAUUACCGUUUAAAUAAGCUUUUUGAAGCUAGUAAUCAUUGGAUAUUGCGGACGUUUGUGAUACUUGCAUGAAACUGCCGCGUGUGAUGGCGAAAUUGUAACAGCAAUAAGGGACAACAAUGUUCAUAUUUGUGCGCUCUAUAAUAUUCGUCCCCGCGAUCUUCUUGGUAAUUUUGUGGCUUAACCAGAAGACCAUGGGGACGGUGCUGAAAGCUUUGGAAAUUUGGCGGAGGCUGGCGACUGGGGCUGGUUUGAUAGGGUACAGUCUCUUGUGCUAACUUGUCCAAGAUCUAUAUAUCUGAAAACAAAAUUGCUUGUAAAUAUUGUCUUGCAAGCAUGCAAGAUGCCAGAAAUGAUUAGAUUUUAUCAAAAAAGUAGUAGAGCGGUUUAUUUUUAGUACGAUUUUUUUAAAGUUUGCAAAUCUACAAGAAGAAAAUGUGGUAUAUGUAAAUAUAUGGUGAAUUAAUAAGCCGCUGUAUUGUCGGGGUAUUUCGGUGAUCGCCUCUAGAUAAAUUAUCAUCUGUAAUAAAGAAUUAACACAGUAUCGGUCCAUAAAUAGCAGUAGCAAGUUUCAUUUCUCUUUGGAUGGCAGGAGGCUCUACCACCAGCUUAAUAAGAGCAAACGACUAACGACUAAAUAUGUAACUGACGGAACGAAUACGACCAAAAAAUUGAAACGACAGGUCGUGGGCGUUCAACACAAAAGCACUCGGCCCAGGCGUCUCUAGGCAGUGCGUCCAGCUUUUGUGACGUCACCCCACCAUUUUUAUGACGUCAACUAACUCUGGAUUAAGCGUCCGCCAUUUUGCAUAAGGGAAUGAGCGAAGGUGACCGAGAGUUCCCUGGGGACGAGGCUAACAUCAUAAUGCCUAAUUGGUAGUGACAAUACCGUUUUGCAUUUCCUUAUUGUUAGAGCAGUGUAAUGUUAAGAGGAUGGUAGAAGAUAUGAUAUUUAAGAAGCACAUUUGAUCUGGAUGUAAUACCAAUUUUCUAGAUGAGUUUAAACAAUUCAUAUUCUCGUCAGAGGCCUCGCCAAUGUUGUCAAAAUACUGGCCAUAUUACUUAGAACUUAGGGUUUAUAUUCCUGUAUUUGAUAUUUAAAGGUAAAAGUUCACUUGAAGUGAUUUAGGAGUUUGAAAUCGUUGACAAGAUUCGUCAAAAUCGCAGUAUGUAAGUAUAGUGACGAAGUAGAAUUUGUUAAAUUAUUAAUCUAAAUGAGCAAAGAAAAAUAUAACAGCCCCAUUCUACGGACCAGCGCCAUAAUCAAACAUUUUUAUCUUUACGUCCCUAUCUAAUGAAAGGUUUUGCCAAAUUAUUGGAUCAUCUAAUUUCGGAUUGCUCUAGAAAUAAGGGAAAAGGAAUUCCUGGAUAUGAGGUAAAACUAAAUACUUGCGAGGUUUAAUCUGAGCAUGAUUUUCAAAAGUGAUCAUGAUCAGCUUAUCAAUAGAACUGUAGAAAGAUUUGCUUUCAAUUAAUAUUGUAUGUGUACACAUGUGACUUCUUUUUUAUUGUCCCAUGCCCACAAAACACAUUGUCACAUAAUGCAAAAAUGCUAUAGUUGCUGAACAGAUGUGAUAACCUUUUGCAAUAAGGUAACUUAGAAAACUGAAGUGGUUUUUAUUACAACGUUUCGUACUAUUUAUUUGAUUCUUGUAAAUAAUAUUAAUAUCUCUCUACUCUGUAGAGAUCUGUGGAAAUUAUAAGACUGGAUCUUGUAGGAACAGUAAAAAAUAUAAAAAGGUAUAAAUAA
Messenger RNA from Nematostella vectensis (starlet sea anemone), 5144 nucleotides. Its product is annotated as inactive phospholipase C-like protein 2. The record is from RefSeq and is a predicted model, not a curated record. Gene Ontology annotation, molecular function: phosphatidylinositol-4,5-bisphosphate phospholipase C activity. NCBI's taxonomy places the organism in Eukaryota, Metazoa, Cnidaria, Anthozoa, Actiniaria, Edwardsiidae. Gene Ontology annotation, biological process: lipid metabolic process; intracellular signal transduction. The transcript has 31 exons. Bases 87 to 3272 code for a protein of 1061 amino acids.